AUGGUGAAGAAACACCGGUCUGACAAGUCGACUUCUAGCGGCGCGGGAAAGAUCCAGGCUACAACGCCGCGUACGGUUGACGACUCGGGACAGAAGUGUUCUCCUCUAUUGACUCGUCAGAUCGCCGACUCGACGUGGGAAGAGCGGGCGAUUUGCUUCUUCUUCGACCAGUACACUUGCUCGAAUGAGACGGGCGAGUGUAUCAGCCACCUGGGGUUCCUGCCGUCGCUGUACGCUCUGUGCAGGGAUGCCAGCGAGAAGGAGUGCUCCGCAUCGUCAUCGUCGCUGCGACUGGCGGUGGACGCGACGGCUCUUGUCACUCUUAGCAAUGAGAUCCGGGAACCCUCGUUGAUUGUCAAGGCGCGGUAUCUGUACGGUAUGGCUCUGCAGCGCCUACGGCAGGCGCUGGAAUCUCGGACACAAGCUGUCCGGGACGAGACGCUGGCGUCGGUGGUUCUGCUUUCCAUAUUUGAGGAUAUUACUGGGGAGCGCAAUGGACUUGCGAGUUCGCAUACGGUGGGGUUGGAGAUCCUGAUGAAACUGAGGGGUAUGAGUCAGUUCGGCCACGCGCAGGGUCGAGAUCUGUUCAACUUUGCCUAUACGCAUACGCAUACCGAGUUCUUGGCCCUGGGCGACAAGCCUCGAUUCAAGACUGAUUGGAUAGCUGGACUGCUGGACAGUGCGGAUCCCGUGCACCGGCUGAUGCUCCUCGCAUCGAAAGUUAGCCAGAUAUUCCUUGAGAGUUCGUCCUUGCAGGCCUCGGCCGGAGCGGAGGAUGUGGGCAGGCUGGUCUCGUGCAUGGAAGACGCCAAAUCGGUGGAUUUGGAGUUCGCAGCGUGGAGUCAGGGUCUGCCCGAUAACUGGCUCCCGCUCAUCGUCUACUCGCGGACACACGAGUCUUUAAUGACCUAUCAGCAGAUAACGAUCGCAGCGAUAUGGAACUACUACCGUGCGGUUCGCAUCAUCCUACUCAAAGUCAUACUUCGGCUCCGCGACCUUCUUGCAUCGGCUGUUGGCGAAUUCAGAGUGUACAGUGAGCUUCUUCAGGAGGAGCCGAUGAUUCUGGAGUCGAUCCAGGAAAUGAUCACGGAUGUGUGCCGGAGCAUCCCCUUUGCUUUUGGACAUGUUGAUGCGAUGGGCAAUCCGAUCCCGACCUCUUCGGAGGGGAAGCUGCACAUUCGUGCUUUCCAGGGGUACAGUAUGGUCUGGCCGUUGUGGUAUAUCUCAUCGUGCGGCCUGGCAACUCCAGAACAGAGCCACCAGGUCCGAACCAUUCUGGCCCGGGUAGGAUCUACCCUGGGUAUCAAACUGGCGUUGAUACUAGCUGGGGAGGGGGAGGUCAAUUACAUAGCCCCUACCGCCCAAGGCGACACUAUCGUCCGUGAAGCAACUGUGGUAUAG
This is a messenger RNA of Aspergillus fischeri NRRL 181, 1401 nucleotides long. RefSeq names its product putative C6 transcription factor. The coding region runs from base 1 to 1401 and encodes 466 amino acids. The transcript has 2 exons. NCBI's taxonomy places the organism in Eukaryota, Fungi, Ascomycota, Eurotiomycetes, Eurotiales, Aspergillaceae. The record is from RefSeq and is a predicted model, not a curated record.